Emiliania huxleyi CCMP1516 is the source of this 3414-nucleotide messenger RNA. RefSeq lists its product as hypothetical. NCBI's taxonomy places the organism in Eukaryota, Haptophyta, Isochrysidales, Noelaerhabdaceae. The coding region runs from base 1 to 3414 and encodes 1137 amino acids. The transcript has 11 exons. The record is from RefSeq and is a predicted model, not a curated record.
AUGUCCGCCGCCACCGUCAUCGCCGAGGUCAAGAAGAUCGCCAAGGCGGAGCCGGCCGCCAGCGGCCAGUCGCCCGCGACCGACAAGGCGAAGAAGGAGGAGCCCACGACGCCGGCGCAGAAGCGCCAGGCCGCGGCCGUCGCCGCGCGACGUCCAGCGGCGCCCGCCCGGUGGAAGUGUCAGAACCGGUUGACCCCGCAACCGCUGGCCCGCGCCGUGCUGCCGCUCAUCACGCGCUGCUUCGCAUCCGCCGGCGCCGUGCCGCCAGGCGGUGUAGAGCUCGAGUCGCUCGUGCGGCUGAUGGUGGCGGGGCGGGCGGGAAGGCUGGAGGCCGAGAGCCGCGUGCAAAAUCUUCUGUCGCCGUGUUGCAGCCGGGCCGAGGGCGCGUCCGACUUCACGCUGGCGGCGCUGCUCGAGGCGACGCGGCGAGUGCACGCCUUUGUCUCGGCCGCGCUGCUGCCGGCCCUCGGCGACGGCGUCGACGUGCAGACGCUGACGGUGGCGCGGCUCAACGAGUGCGCCCUGCCGGCGGCGGAGGAGGGGUCGUUCGAGGCGCGGCUGCUCGAGCUGCUGCGUGCGCGAGCGAGAGGAGGACUCCAAACGGCUGCAGGCGGGCCGGGCCGCGGCGGAGGCGACGGGCAGGAGGGUCCGCUCUCCGGCUUGAGCCUCCACCGCGAGGUCGUCUCCGAGCUCUCCCUCAGCCAGCCUGAGGCGGCGGCGGCGGCGCAGCUGGCCGAGGCGGUGUCGGCGGCGCUCGAGGCACGCCCCGCUCGACGCGCCCCGCAGCCGCGCCUGCUUUCUCCGCGGCGUGCGGCUCGACGCGAGGCGGCCGCCGCCGCAGGAGUCGCCCUCGCGCAGAUCCGCGCCGAGCGGGCGGCGAGCGGCGAGGCGCUGCUGUGGGGCGAGGCGUUGCGCGGAGGCUCGCCCGCCUUCGAGGUCCUCUCCCCCUCGCGGCUGCACGAGGUCGCGCGCGGCCUCCGCCGCCGCGCCGUCGAGCGCGCGGCGGUGCGCGGCGAGGCGCGCUCCCUCCGCUCGAGGCUGGUCGAGCUGCGCGUGUCGCUCGCCGACCUCGAGGCGCGUAUCGCCGCCGUCUCCGCCGCGCCGCCCGCCGAUGGCCGCCCGCCGCCGGACGACGGUAAGUGGCUGCUUCGCAUGCUGCGCCACGCGGACAACGCCGCGGCGCGCCGGACGCCCGAGGCCGGCCAGACGCUCGAGUCGGCGGCGCAGCUCGCCUCCCUCGCAAGGGUGGAGACGAGGGGGUCACAGUGCCCGAGGUGGCGCGCCAAUCUCGGCUGCAUCUCGCACGGGGUGCGGUGCCGGUGGCACGCCCACCCGCACAAGCGGUCGAUGCUCGACCGGCUCCGGCGCUCGGCCAAGGGGGGCCCGUCCCAGACGCUCGCCGCCGAGCUGGAGCACGUGCAGGUUUUUGCGCGCGAGGACCGAUGCAAGUAUGUGGUCUUCGAAUUUGACUUGGGAUCAUCGCCUCGUGAAAACUGUAUCAUCAUGAAUGACCACUUGGACGGACGCAUCGACCACUGCCAGACCCAGGGCAGGCUCCUCGACUCCAAGUGCCAGGAUGCCUCUGCGAAUGAGACGUGCGCGUACCUCCCAGCCGUCUGCAUGGUGAACCUCCCACACGGCGACUCUGACGAUAAGGAGACCUACAUGCAAACGUGGAGAGACAAUGAGAUGCCAGCCAACUUUCAACUCUGCGAAAACAAGUGCCAGAACGUGCUCGACUCAAAGAGAAUUGACACUGGUUACGUCUACUACGAGAAAGGAGGUGAAGCUCCUUUCUGCAAGUGCUGGGCAGACAGCCCAGUGGUCAACAUCGGCGGCGGCCCUGGCGCUGAGUUGCUGCCGUUCUAUCUCUAUAGCCUCAAAAGGUCAUCGCCGUUCUACACAAACUGCAAGAAGGUCAUCGCAGCUCCUAACGUCAAUGUUGGAGCGUGCGACAAAGCGUUCGCAGACGGCUUCGGUCUCGCACCGCCCUCGCCUGACCCCGACGUCAGCUGGUGCAACGGGAAUGAGACCAGCCUAGGUGCUGCACAGGUCAUGGUGGUGGUGUCGACACAGAUGAUUGGAGACAAGGCAUUGUUGCUGUCGCCCAAUGCGUGCGACGACAUGACCGCCGAGGGAUGUGCUCUGACUGGCUCUCACCCGAUGAUCUCGUGCUGGCUCGUGGACGGCGGCCAAGUUCUCAGUGGAAACUCUCUCGGGAUCAGCGCACGGCUGCAGCUGGGACCAACGCUGUCUGACGCGGUGGACGACGUCAUAAUAGAUAAAAUCAUCGAUGCUGGCGAAGUCAUCAUCUCGCUCAUCGUGAAGAACUUCCGCUGCGCGGACGCCGCUGCGACAGCGGUCAAAGUCGCAAAGCGGUUCUCCGCGCCAACGGCGAACGUCGCGUGUGGGGGGGCGAGCACGCGUCGUCGCCGCCUCACAGACGACCUCUCCCUCACCAUCACCAUUCCGACCAUCGCCGCGAACCACGACGCCGUCUUGAACUCAGCGACCACGCUCUUUCAGGAUGAGGAGGCCGCAACCGCGCUGCUCGGUGCAUCGGUGUACUCGGGCAGCGCGACCGUCACUGACACCUCAAACGGCGGCGCGGACAAGGACCCGCACCUUGCAUUCCCUCACGGCGGCACGGCGGACUUCCGAGGCAGGAAUGGGAUCUACUACAGCUUCCUCUCCUCGCCCGGCCUCGCCGUCAACGACGCCACAUUCAAGCUCCACAACUCCAAGCUGAUGGUGGACGGCUCCUUCAUCACCGAGGUGCAUCUCUCCGCACGGACCGCCAGACCCGCUGGCAAGAGCGCUUGGGCGAACGCCUCCUUCUGGGCCGCCGAGCUGUCCGACUUCAACACGGGGUGGAAGGUCAUCAAUGGCUCGUGCUCGGGCGCAUACUUUGAGUUCGGCCUCAACGGCCGCAAGACGUGCGGCGAUCUCGCCAUACGGAUGAGGUACGCCAGCGCGACCUUCACAUUCCGCGAGGCGUGGACCGUCGUCGUGCGCGGUAACCAUGUGUUUGAUCGUGUCACCGGCCCGACCCACCGCCUCGACCUGACGUUCAAGGAGGCCGCCGGAGCAGCGGCGCGGACCCUGCCGCACGGCAUCAUCGGCCAAACUUUCUCGUCGAGUGCGCCGCGCCACGGGAAGCAGGACGUCUACCCUGAGUUUGGCCGCGUCGCGACGUCCGCGAUGGCGGAAGGCGCCGCGGCUGCGCUGCCAACAGGACCUCGGCCGCCGCGGCUCAGCGCCAUCGAGGGGACCGCGGCCAUGUACGAGGUGGCGUCGCCCUUCGCCACCAACUUUGCCUUCUCUCGCUUUGGCGCCACCGAGCUCGCCGUGACAGCUGGCGGGCUCGCCUCGCUCGCGGCGGGAGCGGAGGCGACCUCGACAGAGCGGGAGUAG